GACUGUUCUCCCACUUCCCUCUACCGCUUGCUUCUUGAACAAAGCCAGACUUCCUCAUCUCGGAUGGUUUUUCUGUCCCUUGUCAGCAGAGACCACCAAACCAAGCAUCAUUACUCCGUAUAGGGUCCUCUUUUAGGUAAGAAGGCUUGCAACUCGUCUCCAAAGAAACUCCCCGUACCGAAGACUUAACAGUACCUGUAGCUUAGGCGUCCACGAAUCUGCCCUCUUCGCUUGCGGCAUCCUGAACCCUGCAAACCUACGCACCUUUGGAUGCACAAUUGACCCCUUUCAUACUCCCGAGUCGAGUUGGACAGGUUUGGGUCUACAAGAGGGGGCCAGUACGAGUACUCGAACAGCGAAUCCCUGGACAACGACGUGCCCCUAUCAAACAAGGCGCUUCAAUUUGACUGUCGACUGCCUGCGCUGCCUGACCCUCCAUAAUCCUUGUGAAGCACCAGACACCUCUUGCAUACUCUCUUUCCUCCUCUCCACACCCAACGUCAUUUCCCAUGAUCUCGUCGCCUACGCCUGUCACCUCUGGUGUCACUGCAGGUGCAGCCGUCGAUCUCACAAGAACCUCUUCUCGACGCCGUGGCCUGAGUUAUCUUCGUGCUUUGUCGCAUAGCCGCUCGGGUCAGACUAGCCCCAACGAAACCUUCUCGUUCUCCGAGACAUUACUUCCAGCGCUCCCUGAGUUACAACGAACACCGUCCAGACUCUUCAGUCACUGGUAGAAGGAGAAGUGCCUCGCGUCCAAACGAGCCGACGAGCCCACUUGCGACUGAUCCUCCCCAGAUCCCUCCCUCACAAGACAAUUCGAGACCCUCAUCUCCACCGAGAACACAAUCCAUACCAAUCCGACCCGCCGCUGCCUCAGCUGUGCCGGUGUCUGUUCAAGGAGAUAGUUCAGAAGACAUGGCCAGACACAGAACCUCGACCGGUCGCCGGCAUACUACUAGUCAUCCGGCAGACACCCCUAUGGCUGAUGGGGCAGCCGCGAGGCCUCCGAAUUCGAGGACUAUUGCGAAACCGAAAGAGGGACAAGAAGGAGAUUCAAAACCACAACUGCCUGCUAUACGGUUCUUCCCUCACCAGGAGGUGAGAAAUGGCCGACCGUCCCUCACUUUCGCUCCUAUCUCCCGGACUCUACCCAGCGAAUCUGCCAUUAUUCGCGUCGGAAGAUAUUCUGAACGCGAAGGAAUUCCCACGGCAAACCCCACGGCUCCUUCAGAUGCCCCUGUAGGCUUCAAGUCCAAAGUGGUGAGCAGAAAACAUUGCGAAUUCAGUUUCGUGGAUGGACAAUGGCAGAUCAGAGAUGUGGCCAGCUCAUCCGGAACCUUCCUCAACCAUAUCAGACUGAGUCAGCCGAACACCGAGUCACGAUUGUUCCCGAUCAAGGACGGAGAUAUUGUUCAGCUGGGGAUCGACUUUCGUGGAGGAGAAGAGAUGAUAUUUCGGUGUGUCAAGAUUAGGAUUGAAUGCAAUAGAGCCUGGCAAAAGAAGCCCAACAACUUCAAUAAAACAAGACACCAACAACUCCAAAGCCUCGCCAGAGACCAGCCAUCGGCAGAUUCAAAUAGUGGCGAAUGCUCAAUUUGCCUGGGCUCUGUGUUGCCGUGUCAAGCAUUAUUCGUCGCUCCAUGUGCACAUGUUUGGCACUACAAGUGCAUUCGGCCUUUGCUGGAAGGGAAAAACAGCACCUAUCCUCAAUUCCAAUGUCCCAACUGUCGUGCGUAUUUCGACCUAACCGCAGACGUUGAUAUUGCCCAGUCGGAUAUUGACGAAUGGAUGGGAAAUACUGAUGAGCAAGUAAACGGAGCUACCAACGCCAAUGAUGCUGCCACCAACGAUGCGAAUGUUGCCCCUGCCCAAGAUACACCUGAUGCAGAAGCCACCGACUCAAGUGCUGCUCACGAGACCCCAGAUACUUCGGAAGAUUCUGGUGAGCACCCAACUGUGACUAUAUCCGACCCCAUCGAUGUUCCGAAUUCCGGCUCUGCUACGCCUCGUAUGUCAGGUUUAUUGGCCAGAAGGCAGGCUUCGAAUCCAGAAUCACCCGAAUUAACCACAAUGAACGGCAAUAUCGACAUGCCAGACCGACCAGAUGAAGACGACAUGGAUACACACCUUGAGCACCAGCGAACGAGGACACAAACGCCAGACCCUGAACAUGUUAUUUCUGGAGAGGGUCCGCUCACUCCUAGGAAUAAUGCCGGACCUUUUGUGUUUGAUGGGAGUGCAGGGAGAUCGGAUGGGAGAGAACUAGUAGUUCCUGGAAUUCCUGAAAUCACUGGAGGAUCUCCGGCUUGAUGAAGCAAAAGAUCAGAGGUAUCUUUCUGUGAGCAGGUAAAUGAGUCUGAUAAGCAUGGCAUGGAUUUGAUGCAAAGGAAAUUGCAAAUACGCAGCCAUCUCUAUUUCUAGGUUGCACCAUUCUGACAAAAGCACAAUUCUCAGCGUUUACGGCCGCAUCAUUAGGCAUUGUGGAUCUGGCGUUUCAUUACGGGCGGCUGGAGUCUAGCAGCCUCAGGUGUAGUGCAUUUUUCAGCGUUUAGUAUGAUGAAUCAUGAACAUGAUCCUUUGCUUGCUUUUUUGUAUCUCAUGAGAUGGUCAUUGAGAUCAACUGUGGACAGCUUGAGUCGUGAGAGAUCUUGAAUGACACCGUCCUUGUAUGAAAUGUUGC
This is a messenger RNA of Exophiala oligosperma, 2680 nucleotides long. RefSeq lists its product as uncharacterized. The coding region runs from base 916 to 2310 and encodes 464 amino acids. Gene Ontology annotation, biological process: mitotic spindle assembly checkpoint signaling; negative regulation of septation initiation signaling; protein ubiquitination. The transcript is spliced from 3 exons. Gene Ontology annotation, molecular function: ubiquitin protein ligase activity; protein binding. Lineage: Eukaryota; Fungi; Ascomycota; Eurotiomycetes; Chaetothyriales; Herpotrichiellaceae. The record is from RefSeq and is a predicted model, not a curated record. Gene Ontology annotation, cellular component: ubiquitin ligase complex; cytosol; mitotic spindle pole body.